CAUGAUAUGACCCCUUUAAUUUCAGGCCAGUCAGCUGUCUGAUGGAGUUACGCAACAGCAGCGCGUGGACGGAGCGCCUCCGGGCAGACGGAGCAGGGAAAAGUGAGCGAGUGUGAUUACAGACCACGAGUUCCACACGUCUGCUCUGCUCCUGAGAAGCUGAAGGGAAGAACAAGUUCACAUUUAAACCUUUACUGGGUUUAUAGAUAAUAUAUUAUUCAACAACCUGCUCCGUAAUUUGCACACCUGUGUGUGUGUGUGUGUGUGUGAGUGAGUGACCCGUAAGGGUUUGCGAUUGCGAGAGUGGAUGAUGAGUGUGCCGGUUCCUGCGGGUCUACAGGACCUGCUGAAGGGCUUCACGGUGGAGGUUCUGAAGCGGCAGCCGGAGAACCUUCUGGACUUCGCUGUGGUGUAUUUCACUGAGCUGAGAGACCGGCGUGAGGAGAACCCGAGUGCAGGGACGGAGAGCAGAUGUGGCCUGAGGAGAGGAGAAGGGUCUGAUGGAGAUGGCAGAGAACACAUAAUCACAAGUGAUGAAGUGGAGGAGGCAGAGGGAGAGGCAGAGGCAGAGGAAGAGGAAGAGGGAGAGGAAGAGGAAGAGGACUUUCCUGAUGAUUUCAUGUUUAAACCUCCGCCUACCAGCAAGCACAGCCGCAGAGUAGCAGUGUGUGCUGAGUCCUACAACCCAGACGAGGAUGACGAUGAUGACUCUGAGCCGAAGAUCGUUCACCCCAAAACUGCUGAGCAGCGCUCCAGACUACAGGAAGCCUGCAAGGACAUACUGCUGUUCAAAACUCUGGAAAAGGAGCAGUUCUCCCAGGUGUUGGACGCCAUGUUCGAGGUGCUGGUGAAGCCGAACGAGCACAUCAUACACCAGGGAGACAAUGGAGACAAUUUCUACGUCAUCGAGAGAGGAAUGUAUGAUAUCGAGGUGCAGAAGGACGGUGUGAGUCGCUGUGUGGGGAAAUACGAUAAUAAGGGCAGUUUCGGUGAGUUGGCGCUCAUGUACAACACUCCACGUGCUGCAACCAUCAUCGCCGUCCAGCCGGGGGCGCUGUGGGCUCUGGACAGGGAGACGUUCCACAGGUUGAUUGUGAAAAAUAACGCCAAGAAGAGGAAAACGUAUGAGGCCUUCAUCGAGUGUGUGCCGCUACUGAAAUCUCUGGAGAUAUCGGAGCGGAUGAAGAUGGUCGAUGUUUUAGGAGCGAAAGCCUUCAGAGACGGAGAAGAGAUCAUCAAACAGGGUGAUGCGGCUGAUUGUUUCUACAUCGUGGAGUCUGGCGUAGUGAAGAUCAUGAUCAAGAGAAAAGCUAAAGCAGGUCGUCUGAGGAGCGAGGAUGAGGUCGAGGACGAGGAUGCGGAGGUGGAGGUGGAGGUCUCCCGCUGUGUUCGGGGUCAGUACUUUGGAGAACUGGCACUCGUCACUAACAAACCUCGAGCUGCGUCCGUUUACGCCGUGGGAGAAACUAAGUGUUUAGUGAUCGACGUCCAGGCGUUCGAGCGUCUGCUGGGUCCCUGUAAGGAGAUCAUGAAGAGGAACAUUGCUUUGUACCAGGAGCAGUUGGUGGCUCUGUUCGGCUCCAGCGAGGAUCCGAAACACGGCGCAACUUCGUCUGCGUUCUGAUGUUUAUCCUCCGGCCUUCUCCACUCGCCCGUAGUUAAAUCCGCACGGCCGCAUUAAAGAGCCGUUCUUCUCCUCAAUCUGACGUUCUUUGGAAAACUGCGAGACGAAGGGUCAUGUCGAGUUCAUGGUAGACCUUAGGAACACAAAUUACCCAGAAAGCAUUGCAAUUAGACAGCGUGACGAAGCUAAUAUACUGCACUUAUAGCUGUGAAAGUGGUUUAUUACUCCAAGUGUAAACAAGCAAUUAAAUACCCAGUAUUUCAGAACUAUACCGGUGGACUGUCAAUCAUUUCUUGUAUCCAAGAUAACAUAAUUAAUAUUAGAUACAAAUCCGUGUGUUUGCCGUACAAUUACAGCUGAAGUAACUCCAAAGCUUCUUCUGAAGUACUCUGGAGCGUUGCAUAAAGUGUGGACGAGUUCCUCAAGUUCCUCCACUUCCCUCAGAGAGACACCAGCUAAAAAAAUCAGCCGCCCACUUAUUGCCCCCCCGAGAUCGCUGUCAGUCCCUCCCACUUCCCCAUCUGUGACCCUUCAGCACUGAUGUCCUGGAGCUCUGGCAGGGUUUUGACCCGAGGACCUCUACACCCAGAGGCAUGGCUCAACCGACUGAGCCACAGAGUCUCACUGACACAACCGCUUUUAUCACUUUCACGUCCAUCUUAACCAUGUCAAAAAUAAAGCACAGAUUUGAACCGGUGAUCCCCGACACAAACGCCAUCACGCACUACCCACCGCACGACGGCGGAACUGUAACAGCACCUGUUUAUCGGACUUUUGUUUUGAGCUUAGAGCCCAAAGCCACGUUUUGAAGAACAGCGACGUUCACUGCUUCUUUCCUCAAUUCUGAGUUACAGGUGAAGGUGCCAGACCAACACACUCCAACACAUCCAAACCCCUAGCUGGUGUCAUGAGUUUCUGGAAAGUUCUUCCUCGUUCACGUUGGUCCUUUCGGCUCAUCAGUGGGGUUUUUCUGGACAAUUCCACAGUGUACAAUAUCGCAGUUUGUUAAUUUGGUCUGGAGAUGAUUUGGGAUUUGGUGGAUGCUUGUUGAGAUGUUUGGGCUUCACCAGCUCUGUCUGGGUGUUUGAAGAAACAUGGUGCUGAAGAUGAAGAGUAAAACAUCCUGUAGACAUUCUCUGGAAUCAGGGUUCACCAUCCCAAACCUCAAGUGGUUCCACCAAAAUCCUCAGCACUCAUAGCACCCUAGAGCUGUACCUGGGUUUCAACCCACAAGAGUCAACCAACAGCGCCACAGAAGCUCACCUGCUCCAUCGAGCUUUCAGAAUUUUUAACUUUCUUCAUCUUAAAGUUCUCAAAAGAGCAGAAAUGAACCUGUACUCACCGAAAUCCGCAGCUACAGUACGAACAGCAGCGAACACAGACAGACGAGCGUUAGAAGAGGAACUGGUUCUAUUAUUGUAGAUCCUACUCUAUUGUUUUGGCGACUUCUGAAUAACGCCGAUUUUUAGCUGCAAGAUCUUCGUUACGUGAACAACACACUCGGCGUAAAUAUUUAACAGAAGCUAUUUAUCAAAUGCAAACCUAAAGACGAAACUGAAUUAGCAAUUUUCUUGACGAUUUAUUCCUCUUAUAGCACAGCAAUCGGCCCACGAGUACACUUUAUAUUUAUUAAAGAAUGCUUUUAAAGGUUUUUAACGAUACUUUUUGUCUAUUUAUAGUUACGUUUUAUGUUGUGGAACGUCCAGGUUCCUCUGUCAGUAGCUAAAUUAAAGCACAUCUGUCGAGUCUGUGAUUCUUAGGGUCGGUUAAUUUUCCCGCCCUUACGCUGCCUUCAGGCGUUCUUCAGAACUUGGUACUUCACAGAUCCGACGCGCUGCUCGUUCAGACAUCGUUAACAGAAAACACGCCCUAAGCAGAGAUUUUUAUUGUCCACUUCAAUUUUUUUUAGUCGCUAAAAAGAUCAGUUCAUUUUGCGUUACUGCAACAAACUGAAAAUAAGUGGGUUAUGCGUCAGUUUGUUCUAGUCCAAGCGUACGCUCGGAUCUAGUUUUUCUUUUCUGUUUAAGCCAUUUAAAAAUAAACUUCAGCUCAGUGUUCACAUGACUUUGAGGGGAAAAAAAGGUUUUGAGAGUUUAGAAGUAGUAAGAACGUCGUGGUGGAGAAGAUCUCCGCACGUCCGCACUCAUCUCAGAAGUACCGUAUUUUCAGACAGGACGUGAAGGCAGCAGUACACAUCUACAAACCUGGUUGCUUCGCAGACGGCAGGAAGUCGGUUUUGUUCAACUCUCUGUAGGAACACCAGCCCGUUUCCCCUUAAUAACGUGGUCGUGGUUUUUGAAUCACGAUCCCAGUGUGAAAUCGGUGGAACAUUCUGAAAUCUUAACACACGGCAGUUCAUCUGCAUCCUUUUGAGUUAACAUAGUGGGUGCCAAUAUAUUUGGAGUCACAUCAAAAUUCAUGGUAAACAUAUUAAACUAAGUAAAUAUUGAUGGAUGU
This is a messenger RNA of Ictalurus punctatus (channel catfish), 4081 nucleotides long. RefSeq names its product protein kinase, cAMP-dependent, regulatory, type II, alpha, B (gene prkar2ab). NCBI's taxonomy places the organism in Eukaryota, Metazoa, Chordata, Actinopteri, Siluriformes, Ictaluridae. Gene Ontology annotation, molecular function: cAMP-dependent protein kinase regulator activity. The transcript is spliced from 11 exons. The record is from RefSeq and is a predicted model, not a curated record. Gene Ontology annotation, biological process: regulation of protein phosphorylation. Gene Ontology annotation, cellular component: cAMP-dependent protein kinase complex. Bases 308 to 1624 code for a protein of 438 amino acids.